CAAGACAUUCAAAACAGAAGCACUACAGGGCCUGCAGAGAUGCUCAGGAACUUAUGGACACCUUUAGCUUCAGCUGAUACUUUUGUGAUACAAAUGUGCAAAGGGACCCCGAAAAAGAAAUAGCAUUGCACCACAGUGCCAUUGUAAAGAGUAAUGAGGAAAGGAAAGUUGAUACGAUGUUACUGGAUGGCAAAGGAAAGAAAAAUCAAUAAAUCAUGGUUUGGACAUACAUGGUUUAUUAAGAUUUAUUUUAGAAUGGAAGUGAUAGUUCCAGUCGGUCAUACCAAUUGGUGGUGGUAAUGCACCAGGAAGUUGCCAACUACCAUUAAAUAACUAAGAAGAAGAAAAAGAAGAAGACAAACAAAAAUCUUACACAAAGAUCAGUUUGGAGCCCAGCCAAGCGCUUUUAACAUUUAAUCGUCAAGUUUGACUAUCUGGAAUUACCUUUAAAGAUGUCUGUCAUUUUAACGAGUCAUAAUUUCAUUGGGACUAGUAAGAAUUGUAGUUCUAGAUAUCUGUGACGUCAUUCUUACUAGUCAAAACUACAGUUACAAAUAUCUGAAAUUCAGUUUUUACCAGUCAAAAUGACGUCACUUUUGCCAUAUCUUUAAUUCCAGAUAUCUACCAUGUCAUAAUGACUAGUCAUAAUUCAAGUUCAAAAUAUCACCAACUUAAUUUUGAUUAUGUGAAACUUAGCUCAAGAUAGCUUAAAAAUAGGACAAUGUGGAUAUCUUCAAUUGAGGAUAGUUAAAUAUAUCUUGAACUUGAAUUAUAACUAUUCAUCAUGACGUUGUAGAUAUCUGGAACGAAUUAGAGACAUCUAUGACUGAAUUGAGAAUAUCUAUAAUGGCAAAGCCCAUACACGUGAAUGGCAAAACAUUGUGUAAAAACUGAAUUACAGAUAUCUGUAACUGUAGUUUUGACCAGUGAGAAUGACGUUGCAUGUAUAGUAUAUAGGUAGUGAAUAUCCUGUCUACCAAUUAAAUGUUAAAACCGCUUGUCAUAAGUCAUGUUAAGAAGACAAACUACGGAUUUUGCAGCGUUGACGCGUUGAACGCGCAUCAGCAGGGGGCGUGGUUAAGAAGUGACAUGGCCGCCUCCUUUUACAGACUGUCGUAGUCUUUCUCCGGUUACUUGUAUAUUAAAUUAGUUUUGUUUUACUUUAAUUCCGUCCAUAUUCAAUAGGACAGCGUCCCGAGGAGUUUAACAUGGGCACCGUUCACGCCCGGAGCCUGGAUCCUCUGCCCAUGCAAGGGCCAGAGCUUGGAGUUCAACCAGACGACAUAGAGGCUGCAGAGAUUGAACAGGAGCCUAAACAAGAAGUUCUUGAAAACAAAGAUGUUGUGGUUCAACGAGUGCACAUAGACGGCCUCGGAAGAACCAAAGAGGACUUGUUGACGUACGAAAUUGCAGAAGUUUUCCGGGCAAAAAACUUGAUUGAUGUCAUGCGGAAGUCUCAUGAAGCUCGACAGAAGCUGCUGCGUCUUGGUAUUUUCAGAAAAGUGGAAGUUGUUAUUGACACUUCUCGAGGUGAGGAUGCUCUUCCUAACGGCCUUGAUGUGACCUUUGAGGUCAUUGAGCUGAGGCGAUUAACGGGCAGCUACAAUACGAUGGUUGGAAACAAUGAAGGGAGCAUGGUACUGGGGCUAAAGUUACCUAAUGUACUUGGUCGUGCAGAGAAGCUCAACUUUCAGUUCUCCUAUGGCACCAAAGAGACAUCCUAUGGCCUGUCCUUCUUCAAACCCCAACCUGGCCACUUUGAACGCAAUAUCACACUCAACCUGUACAAGGUAACAGGUCAAUUUCCGUGGAGUUCACUGAGGGAGACAGAUCGAGGCGUCUCUGCAGAACUAAGUUUCCCAGUGUGGAAGACCAAUCAAACACUGAAGUGGGAGGGAGUUUGGAGAGAGCUGAGCUGUUUAGCUCGCACUGCAUCAUUUGCCAUCCGCGAGGAGAGUGGCCAUUCCCUUAAGUCCUCACUUUCGCACGCUAUGGUCAUUGACACCAGGAAUUCCUCCAUUCUUCCCAGGAAAGGUGGCUUACUAAAGAUUCACCAGGAACUUGCUGGUUACACUGGGGGAGACGUCAGUUUCCUGAAGGAGGACUUUGAGAUCCAGCUCAACAAAUCACUCUUCUGGGACUCUGUCCUCUCUGCCUCAAUGUGGGGUGGUUUGCUUCUACCCAUCGGUGAGAAUCCAACAAACGUAGCAGACAGGUUCUACCUUGGUGGCCCCACUAGCAUCAGGGGAUUCAGCAUGUACAGUAUGGGCCCACAGAGUGAAGGUGUGGCAGGUGACUACAUGGGAGGAGAGGCCUACUGGGCUGGAGGCCUUCACCUCUAUACCCCUCUUCCCUUCAGACCAGGCAGAGGGGGCUUUGGUGACCUUUUCAGAACACACUUCUUCCUCAAUGCCGGAAACCUGUGUAACCUCAACUAUGGUGAGGGGCCACAAGCACAUCUGAAGAAACUGGCAGAAUGCAUCCGUUGGUCAUAUGGACUGGGCAUUGUUGUGCGUUUGGGGAACAUUGCCAGGCUGGAGUUGAAUUACUGCAUUCCCAUGGGUGUCCAGAGUGGAGACAGGAUAUGUGAUGGGGUCCAGUUUGGAGCAGGAAUCAGAUUCCUGUGAAGCCACUUUUUUUCUGCUUAUGCUUCACCGCGUGAUACCAGAAACUUUUUUUAAGGGAACGAUGCUUGUACAGAAUUUUUGUUGCAAUUUAUUGGCUCAAUAAAAGUGUUGGCACUGA
This is a messenger RNA of Solea senegalensis (Senegalese sole), 2745 nucleotides long. RefSeq names its product SAMM50 sorting and assembly machinery component (gene samm50). The transcript has 16 exons. The coding region runs from base 1209 to 2627 and encodes 472 amino acids. Gene Ontology annotation, cellular component: outer membrane; SAM complex. NCBI's taxonomy places the organism in Eukaryota, Metazoa, Chordata, Actinopteri, Pleuronectiformes, Soleidae. The record is from RefSeq and is a predicted model, not a curated record. Gene Ontology annotation, biological process: mitochondrial respiratory chain complex assembly; protein insertion into mitochondrial outer membrane.